This is a messenger RNA of Bacillus rossius redtenbacheri, 5388 nucleotides long. RefSeq lists its product as uncharacterized. Bases 95 to 730 code for a protein of 211 amino acids. Gene Ontology annotation, molecular function: RNA endonuclease activity producing 5'-phosphomonoesters, hydrolytic mechanism. Gene Ontology annotation, biological process: piRNA processing. The transcript has 3 exons. The record is from RefSeq and is a predicted model, not a curated record. Gene Ontology annotation, cellular component: mitochondrion. Lineage: Eukaryota; Metazoa; Arthropoda; Insecta; Phasmatodea; Bacillidae.
AACACUUGCCCGCUUAUGAUUUAAAAUCAUCUAUGCUUGUUGGAAAUUGUGAGUUUUGGAGCAGGAUAUUAUAAUGUAGCAAUGUAAUUGAAAAAUGUAUUGGAAAAUCGCUGCUGUACUUGGUUUAAGCGCUGCUGCUGUAACUUUGGUGGAGUAUUUUCUUUACCUGCAGCGACUAAAACUCAAAGAAGUUGAGAAGUUGCGUGCUUUAGAGAGGGUUAUAUUCUUCGAUGAUACUUUACAGAAUUGUCGUGAACAUUUAACUACGGAAAAUUCAUGUGGGGAUUCUUGUUCCUUUAAAAAACUAUCGUAUCUGAUUGCAAGGAUCGAUGACUGCUUGUCGACACUGGACCUCUGCAUGUUCCUCAUGACCUGCCACAACCUAUCGUCAGCGCUGGCACGGGCUGUGGAGCGCGGAGUGAAAGUGCGCAUGCUGUAUGACCAUGACAUGGCUGGAAACACCCACAAUUAUGGUUGCCAGAUCAGGUGGCUGAGGCGGCAUGGUGUGGAGGUGCGCACGCGACCAUAUGCCCACCACAUGCACCACAAGUUUGUGGUGCUGGACGGGCGUCUGGCGAUCACCGGCUCAGCCAACUGGACCCUGCAGGCAUUCUGUGGCAACUGGGAAAACGUAGUGGUGACCGCUGAUCCCCGCCUGGUGCACCAGUUCGCAGACACCUUCCAGGAGCUCUGGGACAUGUUCACUGAGGCACUCCCAGAGUCUGCUUGAGGAGCAGUGUUGUUCCAGCAAACAGGGCCUUUGUGCUCUGUACUUUCAGUUGAAAACAAGUUGCGAUAUGUGGAAGAUGACAAGCUCAUAUUGACUAGUAAGGUCGCUAGUCAUUGGAAUUCAGAGGUGGAUGUAUUUUUUUUUUUUUUUUUUUUAAUUCUUGGUAUUCAUACAUAUCAUUGACAACAGGAUGAACACACAUUAUUUUGUGCAUUUUUUGUUUCGUUACGUUAAGAGUAUGAAGUGAUGUUUCAAAAUAUGUAUUGACUUGAGAAAAGGUACUUGGCAUUUUCCUGUGCAAAACUUCAAGCUUAAUCACAAGUUACAUAUUCCACAUGUGUAGAUACUUGUAGUUCAGUGCUAGCAUCUUCUUUAGCUGGUCUUUUAUUAAUAUUAUAUUACUUUGAUAUAGUGGUACCCUACCUCUUUUUAUAUUCUUUAAAUAAUUUAGGUAACGCAACUCCAGAAAAAUAAGUUUUGACACGUCAGCUACAGUCGAGUAGAGCAGUGUCUUCCACUAACUUCAUGUUUGAGAUAAGGGGGAAAUGUUUCAAAUCAAACUUGAAAACAUAAUCAUUAUUGUCUUAUAAAAUGCUUUCUUCUUCACACCAAUCUAUCAAGUGAUUUGGUAGCUAUGUUAACUGAUUUCUACACUUCUUUUUAUAUAUUCUUUAGAAGCUGACUUAUCAUUUCCUUUAGAUUGGUAAAGAACUCAUAUCUUUAAAUAAACCACCUAAACGUUUCUCACAUAUUGUAAGCAAACUUUACCUCUUUCAGGUCUUUUCAAAUUCAAUCAACCAACUAGUAAUCUAUGCUUACCACCAGACUUGUAGUUUCUUCUAUUUUCUUUUAAAACAUUGCAAAUGUUUCUAGUGAUCCCAGAGUUAGUGUGGAACACAAAAAAUCAGCAUUAGCAAUGUGUAGAGCCAAGAUUAUAUGGUUUUAUGCGAAAUCGCGAAUUUUCACGCGAAAUUCAUCCCAAACCGCGAAAAAUGCGAAAUGUUUUCUAACCACAAAUAAACACCUCAAUAUUGAUUUAAAUCGUUUACUACCGACUAUUGGUUGAUUGACAAAAAUUCCGUAUCUGUAGAAGAAAUGGUCGUCAUCCAACUGCAGUGUGGUGGUUAUUUAAUGCGUUAAUUAUUCAUCUUAAAAAAUUACAAGAUAUCACAAAAAUUGACGAUUUCACGAACAAAAAACAGAUCGUUAUCGGAGUUAGGUUAGGGUUUUUAAACGCAUCUAGCCACUAGAGAUCACGCAAUUAUAACAACCGGCGAUCGUAAACAAGUUAACAAACACAACAACGUGAAAAAUCUCAGCGCCUUGUUUGCUGUAUCCUUUGAAAAAUACACGUGAACAAAAACUGCAUUCAUUAAAUAAAUACGUAUGAAAAUAAAAGCGAACCUUGAUAUUUAAUGAUCACUUGAUAUUUAAUGAAAUUUCACUGUAACGCAAUUUUGUGUGCUUGUUGAAUAAGCAGUUUACCGUGAAGCAACGCCGUGAAGCCUUCAUUUUAAUUUCACACUUCACAGGCGAGAGAGCCGAAAUCGUAACAUACUCGAAGUUUUCCGAUCGCUAAUGAAAAAGCACCAUAUUGCAAGGAUUUAUUUAUUUUACGGUCAUUAAAUAUUUUAAAUAACGCUUACCUACCCAACCCUCCCGGAAAAUAAAUAAAAACAUUUAUUUCACUGACCUGACAUAACCUAACCUUUUACUUCGGGUUGAGUAUAUGGUUCUCUCGCCUGUAAAAAGUAGGCUUCCCGCGGUUUAUUUUUUCGCUACAACUUCAAUAAAUACUAGUUUUUGGUACCUCCGGGAUUUGUUUACAAAUGACGUGCAUAAAUGAAAGCUAAAUUUCUUAAUCAUGCCGAAAAAUAAAGCUACUACGGCAUCACGUGCUGACGAGUUUAAGAAUGAGGGAUUAUAUGUCAGUGACGGAAAAAUACUUUUCUGUAAAUAUUGUAAUUGCCGUUUGGAGCAUGAACGUAAGGACACGGUAAACAAGCACAUAAUUAGCGACAAACAUGUAAAAGGUAAACGAUCCCCAUGCACUUUGAAACGACAGCUUUCUAUCCCAGAAGCAGGAGUGGCGCAAAUAUGCGCAAAAAAACAAAAGGAAGAUUUUGUUCUCGAAACUGUUGAAGCCUUUGUAGCUGCAGGUAUUCCUCUUGAGAAACUUGACAACAGCAAGCUGACUGCAUGGAUGCAGAAGAAUGUAAGGGGUGCUGGUGAUCUUCCAACAGCGGAUUGGAUGAGGAAAAAGUACAUUCCCCUACUUAGAGAGAAAAAAGAAGUGGAAAUCAAGCAGCAGCUCUUGGGGCAAGAUGUGGUCAUACUCGCAGAUGAAACCACUGACAAGAGUAAUAAUUGUGUUUUCAACAUCUUGUUUAAAAUUCUGAAACCAGGUGCUGAACAAGAUGUUAUCUUAGGGGCUUCUUGUGUCCUUGAUGCAGCAAAUGCUGUUUGUUGUUCUCGGGCAGUGAUUGAUGUAUGCUCCAAAUAUGAAGUCAAGGAAGAAAACAUAAUUGCGUAUGUUACAGAUAGUGCCAGGUACAUGACAAAAUCUGCUGGCACCCUUGAAGGUCUAUUUGGUGACCACAUGUACCACAUACAAUGUUGGGCCCAUAAAGUAAACAUUGUUGGGCAGAUCUGGCAAAACAACUUGGAAGAACUGAACCUCUUCGUUUGUAAGGUAAAGAUGGCCUUUCUUAACACCAGAAAGAGGAGGCAUGCAUACCUUCAAUUUCUUCUCCAGAAACAUGGAGAAAACAAGGCUCUGGUCAAGUUAUUCCCCAUGCCAGUUGUUACACGUUGGAACACAUGGUUUGAAUCUGUAGCAUACCUCGCACUCCAUCUGCACGACAUUGUGGAAUUCUUUGAGCAGCUUAGCGAAGAUAACUCUGGUGUUAAAUAUAUCAAGGGACUCCAGAAGGAAGAGUUACAAUGUCUUGAGGCCACUCUUACAUUUGUGGCUCAAAACUGUAACACCUUUGUAGAGCUAAUUAAUUUUCUUGAAGGAACAAAGUAUCCUACUGCUCAUCAGUUGUGCACAAAAUUGAGUAAACUUCAAACUACUCUUGAUGUCUUGGCUAAGGGAAUAUUUCCUGAAAAUGUUGAAGACAUUUUGGCUGAAAUGAAAACUGUCAACUCUGCAGCCCUUAAAGAGCAGUUCAAGAACACAGCUAAACUCAGUCUUAUAAAACUGAUUGAUCUGGUGAACACUGAUCCAUCUCGUCAACUAUUUCUGGGAAUCAGCGCUCUAAUGAAUCCUCAAAAUGUAGAAAACAUUCGUGUGGAGGAAAAAGAAUUCCAGAAACAUAUUGGGAACCUACCUUUCCUUUGCAAGGUGCAGAAGACCUCUGUAGCGACAGGCUACAUAACACUCCAAAACCUGGUUUCCCAAGAGCAGAAGAAACCGCAUGUAAACUACAUAGACAUGGUGGACAUACUAUGCAAAAUGAAAGCGGAUUAUCCUGAAUUUGCAGCUGCUGCUUUAAAGUUAAUAUGUAUACCUGCAACGAAUGUGGACUCAGAGAGAUCUUUUUCUAAGUAUUCUGUAGUUGUAAGUGACAGAAGAAGAUCUCUAAAACCAGAGAAUGCUGAACUGCUGACAAUGGUGGCUUUUUCCUUAGCUUAAUUAUAUUGCAUUUAUAGAACAAAAGUUUAACUGUAGUUUCUAUUUUAAUUAAUUUAGACUCUCUCCUGAACUCAGGAACAGUACUUACCUGCAUAAGAAUACUGAAUAUUUUAGUUGUUAAUUUUUUAUGUACUCUCAACAUAGUAUUGUUUAAUGUGCAUAUUUUAAGUCUCUAACCACGAAUUAUUGAAGCAUUUGAUCAAGGCAGCUCUGCUAGGUGUGUACAUGUUAUUACAUGUGUUUUAAUUUUUUAUGACGAUAAAGACGAAAUCCAUAAUUCUUAAUGACGAAAAGUCCUUUUUCAUAACACCAUAAAAUCUUGGCUCUAGCAAUGUGGAACUUAUCAUAUAUCUUGGAACAUGGCAUGAAAGUGGGUAAGUUUGGUCCUGGUACUCCCGCUUCACUGACCUUGUAUUCCAAAACUGCUUCUUCCCUAUCUCAUUUUGUGUCGGGCCACUUCAAGUCCUGCGUAACGCCGGUUACAAUAGUGUGCAGCAUCAUCUGUGGUUGUGUGCGCUAAGGCGUUGUGCUAGUGCAGUGAGGUGACACACGCUCUCCGGUGUGACUCAUUAAUUCAUGAGCACUGCCUCAGCAUUAGAGCGGCUCUAGGUUUGCUCCAUGAUCCUGAGGCCCUGUAGGGAACCUGGGGAGCCUUGACUAUAAUUUUAGAAAAUAUUUUUUAAUAUUUUUUCAGUGUUAACUAAAAAAAUUUAAAUACAACAGUUCUGUAACUUAGUUCACAUGAAACCAAAAUAAUAUCUUCUCAUUUCCAUAAACAAUUUAAAAACUAUUUAUUUUUAAUAUUGUUUUACUUAGUGCAUCAUGGGUCAAGUCUCCCUAUGUGUAGGAGGUUUGACCCACCAUAAGGGAGGCUUGACCCACUGUAAGGGAGGCCUGACACAGGUGGGAAAAAAAAAUUAUGAUUAAUGUCAGAAAUAAUGACUGCAGUGUAUGUUUAUGGUAAAUGCUUCUGUAUAUUUAUAUCAAGUUGGUAUUAAUAAUAAAAUUAUAUCUAAAAUAC